AUGUCAAGUCGAUUACAUCGGCCAUUUGAACUUUAUCAUGUACCCGAUAUAUUGAUUGACAUUUGUGUGGCGCCGCUGGAUUGCCGCUGGACCAUCGAUAAACCUUUGCGUGCCACUCCUUCGAAUGUCAAUUUGAACGUUAUCGUUGAGUUCAGUCCUCAAAGGUGUUUUCCAAUGGUCCACCCCGCUAUUACUCCACGUACAUGCGAAGUUUGUCGCAAAGGCGAAGAGGAGGUCACACUUCAACGGUGCUCCACUUGCAAAGAGCAUAAUUACUGCAGCACCGCGUGUCAACGCGCCGACUGGCCCACUCACAAACUUACAUGCAAGAAACCAGUCGUGUGGUACGAUAAGCACCGCAGGUGUCGAGACGGAAACAAGCACGAAGGGCGCUUGGAACUUAUCACUUGGUCUUGCCCAUUAGAAGAAACGGGAUGGGGACAUGUCGUUGAAAACGAAGCUGCCGAUUUCAAGCGAAAGUUUGAAGUUCAGUAUGGUGGUAACGAAGAGAGGUUCUACAAGUACUGGCCGCAGGGAUUCCGCUGGACGUGUUGUGGCACAGACGCUGGAAUGGAUUAUGGAUGUGAUCAUCAUGGGUCAGGCACGCAGCCCUGUACUUGUGACUUUUGCAGGAUGGGUUCACCUCUCCCUGAAAGAAUUUACGGUGAACAGAGCGCAUCGCGGAUGGGCCUUGCCCUCAGGCGUGGCCCAGACCGGCGGUCUUUCAAUGCCGGCCUAGCAGCGAUGUCUGCGACUAUGCGUACAAUGAUGGGCUUGGAAAUGUAA
Laccaria bicolor S238N-H82 is the source of this 786-nucleotide messenger RNA. RefSeq lists its product as uncharacterized. The transcript is spliced from 3 exons. Bases 1 to 786 code for a protein of 261 amino acids. The record is from RefSeq and is a predicted model, not a curated record. NCBI's taxonomy places the organism in Eukaryota, Fungi, Basidiomycota, Agaricomycetes, Agaricales, Hydnangiaceae.